GCUGCGCAGCGUCAAGCAUAGAGAAACACUGGAGACAACAAAAGCGCUUUGCUGGGAGGGAAGUGUGGCAGCACAAGUUGUGUUUUUAUUUAUUUUUACAAACUUUUGUUUUAAAUUAGUUAACUUCAACUAGACAGGAUGCCGUUUCUCGGCCAGGACUGGAGGUCACCGGGUCAGAACUGGGUCAAAACCGAAGAUGGUUGGAAGAAGACGAUAGCAGACGACAGAAACAACAAUGUCUCAGUGGACAGCUUCUGCAAAGUCAAGGAGCCGGAGUGCUUCAACAAGGAGAACCUGCUGCUCUCCCUCAACUAUGACAUGGCUGCCAAGAAGAGAAAGAAGGACCUGAUGAACAACAACACCAAGAUCCCCUAUUUCUACAGGGAGAAGUGGAUUUACGUUCAUAAAGGAAGCACCAAGGAGCGCCACGGAUACUGCACGCUCGGCGAGGCCUUCAAUCGCUUGGAUUUCUGCAGCGCCAUCAAGGACACGAGGAGGUUUAACUACGUAGUCCGACUCCUCGAGCUCAUCGCCAGGUCCCAGCUCCCCUCGCUGAGUGGAGUGGCGCAGAAAAACUACAUGAACAUUCUGGAGAGAGUCGUCCAGAAAGUCCUGGACGACCAGCAGAACAUCCGCCCCAUCAAAGAGCUGCUGCAGACCCUCUACGUCUCUUUGUGUGGCCUCGUUCAGGACAUGGGCAAGUCCGUCCUCGUGGGGAACAUCAACCUGUGGGUGCACCGCAUGGAGAACAUCCUGCAGUGGCAGCAGCAGCUGGACAACAUCCAGAUCAGCAGACCGACACCCUCAGGCAUGACUCUGACCGAGCUGCCCGCCAGCCUGCAGCUGAACAUCAUGCAGCGCCUGACAGACAGCAGGGACCUGCUCAGUCUGGGACAGGUGUGUCCCGAGUUGGGGGCUCUGACUGAGGACCGCCUGCUGUGGAAGAGGCUCUGCCAGUACCACUUCACAGACCGACAGAUCCGUAAGCGUCUGCUGGUGUCAGACAAAGGCCAGCUGGAGUGGAAGAAGAUGUACUUGAAGCUGAGCCGCUGCUGUCCUCUCAGAGAGCAGUACAGUGACACGCUGCACCUCUGCACACACUGCCACAUCCUUUUCUGGAAGGACACGAACCACCCGUGCACGGCCAACAACCCUGAAAGCUGCACGACCUCCCUCUCCCCUCAAGACUUUAUCAAUCUGUUCAACUUCUGAACUUUAACUGCCCUGAACUGACUGUAAAUACUGUUUCUGUACAGAGGAAGGUUUCCGUUUAUGGUCCUGGAUGUAUAUUUAGUUGCUGCGGGACUCUGGAGGGGCUGCAGGCAGAGGGACAACUAUGCAAUUUUUUUUAUCAAUUUAAUCUAAUUUUUUUUUUUGUUGGAAAGAACAGAAAUUUUGACUUUUUUGUCUUUGAAAGCAACUGAACGUGCCGAGGAGCUGGAGGGGACAUGGAAGCACCUGAACCGUGUGUGUGAGGAAAUAAAAGGAAAACAUACGUAGUUUUAGUUAAAUGUGUCUGAAAUUACACCUGGUUUUUCUUGUUUGGAGGAGUUUAAUUUUUUUAUUUUUUUCCUUGUUGGGUUUUGAACUUAAGACUUAGGAUGAUGAGUUUUGUUUAAAAUGGGUUUGUACACAAGGGGAAGGUGCAAUAUGUGUAAAGUUUUAAACUUUUUUUUGUUUCUUUUUAUUCUGAAGUUCACUGAGGUGAAGUGAAAUCAAUACAAGAGUCAGUAAUUCAUAGGCAAAAUGAGGAUUUGUUGACAUGUUGUAAAGUUUGAUUUUUGUUCUAUACUUUUUCACUUUUAUAUGGAUUUAAUAUUUAUUAUCAAAUCGUGCUUUGUUUUUUGGCAGUGUCAGUAGUUGCAGCAGCACCUGAGUGUAGUAUUACCAUAGAUUUUACUCCAAGCAAGUGUAACAUUGGUGCCUUUAUCUAGAGACUUGAAGCAACCCUGGUACAAAAUGUGUCUUGUCUUUUAUUAUCUCUUUUUAACUAGUUUCAUUUUUAAGUUCUUCUAAAGAGUCUGAUUUACAAAGGAGUUUAGAUUUGAGGCUCUGACACCAAAGUUGAAAAUCAGAAGCGACUUAUUUUUGUUAAAAAAAAAAAAAAAAAAAAAAAAAAAAAAAAAAAAAAAAAAAAAAAAAAAAAAAAAAAAAAAAAAAAAAAAAAAACCUCCCGACUGUUUAUUCUCACAGCUUAUUGUUUACUUAUUUAUUGAGGUUUUUGGCAAGAGAUUGAACUUGCACACUUGAGUUUGAAGGAGUGGAAAGGUGCAGUUUGAGAGGAACUUGCCUUUUGUCACAGCUCUGAUGCUGAAGAUUGGUGUACAUGCUAUGCAAUGCAGUCUGAUUAUGUUCUAUGGGAUAAAUAAAUGGAUCUUGUUGAAGCCA
Molecule: messenger RNA, 2388 nt
Organism: Austrofundulus limnaeus
Lineage: Eukaryota; Metazoa; Chordata; Actinopteri; Cyprinodontiformes; Rivulidae
Gene: fbxo32
Product: F-box protein 32
Exons: 9
Coding region: 139-1212 (357 amino acids)
Biological process (GO): protein ubiquitination
Cellular component (GO): nucleus; cytoplasm; SCF ubiquitin ligase complex
Molecular function (GO): protein binding
Source: RefSeq, a predicted model, not a curated record